Amoebophrya sp. A120 is the source of this 758-nucleotide messenger RNA. The record is from the annotation of a GenBank genome assembly. Lineage: Eukaryota; Dinophyceae; Syndiniales; Amoebophryaceae.
AUGACCUGAAACUGAAAGUGAAAGAGGAAAACUAGCGCGCAGGCACACAAGUACGGCGGUUUUUCAUCGUUUAUAAAUUUUCCUUGCAAAGAAGAAGUUGUACGAUCUCCAUCUUCAUGCAGAGCAAACAUAUUUUUAUCGAAACACGAAUAACGACGGCGGGUUCGUCCUUUAGAUCUUGCAGUAAGAAAUAACCGCGGGUCAGCAUACAGACCCUGCCUCCCGCUCUCUUCCGAUUGACUCACCCUCCGAACACGUUCACGACGACGCAAAAAUGCCCGAGCACAAACCCAGUGGUGCCUGCCGUGCAGUGACGCCGGCGGCGCUCACCGCGAGUGAAGAAAAAGAAAGAGGCGCGAAGCUGUACAAAGCUGGGGACUGGGCAGGCGCGGUCGCAGCGUAUGACGAAGCGCUUUCGCUGCUCCGCGAAGGAGCGCAGAAGGAGGGGCGGGAGCAAAAGCAGCACGCCUACCUGCGGGCUACGCUUCUGAGCAACAAAUCGAUGGCGCAGUACGAGCUGGGUCAGUACCGGGAGGCCGCGCACUUGGCCAGUAUUGUCGCGGAUCUGGAUGAAGACGAUAUAACUUCUGUAGUCCCACCAGCAGACCACGACUCCGGUGGCAAGGAGAAGGAGAAGGACAGCACAAACAUUGUGCGGAAUCUGCGGCGCAAAAAUAUCGAGCGGGUGGAGCGGUGCGAAAAUUUUCUCCGCCCGUUGAUGGUGGUGGAACAACCAGUCAUACUACCCGAGGCUGCUG